AUGAUAGCAUCAGAAGUAGGUUCAACAAAUAAUGAACCUGUGCAGAUCAAGAUUAAUAGCGAAAAAGAUCCACUCAUUCAUGGAAGAAGUGUUCUUUAUAGAUUAAGUAAUUUCUUUAGGUUUGGAAGGGUACAGAAUAUAGAAGGGGAUGGAUAUGUUGAAUUUGGUAGCUUAGGUGCAGACAAUGGUCGUACUUUAGGAACAUUUGCUGGAGUAUUUAGUCCUGUUGCUUUAUCCAUGUUCAGUGCCUUAGUUUUUAUAAGAAUGGGGUACAUUGUAGGUAAUGCUGGAUUACUUGUAACUUUGACACAGUUCAUAAUUGCAUAUGGAAUUUUAGUAUUUACUGUAGCAUCUGUAUGUGCAAUUUCAACAAAUGGAGCAGUUGAAGGAGGUGGGGCAUACUUUAUGAUCAGCCGUACACUUGGACCAGAAUUUGGUGGUUCCAUUGGGACAUUAUUUUUUAUGGCUAAUAUUGUAUCAAGUGCACUUUGUAUAUCUGGUUGUGCUGAAGGAUUGAUAGAAAAUUUUGGGCCAUCUGGUUAUCUGGCUGGAAAAAGUGCUCUGAUACCAGAUGGUAGAUGGUGGAGGUUUUUAUAUUGUUCUGUACUGAAUACUGCCAAUUUACUAGUAUGUCUGAUAGGAGCAGCAAUGUUUGCGAAAACUAGUGUUGCAAUUUUGGCUGUUGUUUGUGUUUGUUUGACAAGUGUUUUUAUAAGCUUUUUAGCACAAGGAUAUAUGGAGAUACCAAUUCCAGAUGCAAAUAUAUUGGUCCAAAAUGCAACUUAUCACGUUAAUGGCACUUAUACAGGACUAUUAUCAUCUACCCUUAUUAGUAAUCUUUAUUCAAAUUAUAGUCCUGAUUAUUCAAGUGGAGGAGUAAUGACUGAUUUUGCAAGUGUUUUUGGUGUACUGUUUAGCGGUGUUACCGGUAUAAUGGCUGGAGCUAACAUGAGUGGUGAAUUAAAAAAUCCCGGAAGAAACAUUCCACGUGGCACUUUGUCGGCAGUAUUAUUUACAUUUAUCUGUUACAUCUUAUUAUCUAUUUUCACUGCUGCAACUACAAGUCGAUUUUUAUUGCAAAACAACUUUAUGUACAUGAUGCCAAUUAAUAUUUGGCCACCAUUUGUAGCAGUUGGUAUAUUAACAGCAACAUUUAGUGCAGGUUUAAGUAACUUAAUAGGCUCAAGUAGAGUCUUAGAAGCACUGGCAAAGGAUAAUGUGUUUGGAUCUGGAUUGAAUUUUAUUACACAAGGAACAUGGAAAGGAAAUCCAAUUGCUGCAGUUUUUACAUCAUGGACCUUAGUUCAAAUAAUUUUACUUGUAGGUUCUUUGAAUACUAUUGCUCAGAUUAAUUCGGUAUUAUUUUUAUUAAGUUACUUGGCUACCAAUUUGGCUUGUCUUGGACUUGAACUUGCAAGUGCUCCAAACUUCAGACCAACAUUUAAUUAUUUUACAUGGUAUACAGCAACGAUCGGACUUCUUGGUACAUUGAUAAUGAUGUUUGUCAUAAAUAGUAUCUACGCUUCCAGUAGUGUAAUAUUGUGCUUAAUAUUAAUCAUUGUGCUGCAUUUAUUUUCUCCAAGCAAAAAUGCCCCCUGGGGAAGCAUAUCACAAGCACUUAUAUUCCACCAAGUUAGAAAGUAUUUAUUAAUGUUAGAUUCUCGUAAAGAUCAUGUGAAAUUUUGGCGACCGCAAAUGCUUCUAAUGGUAGCUUCUCCGCGAUCAGCGUGUCCACUUAUUGAUUUUGUAAAUGAUUUGAAAAAAGGAGGACUAUACGUAAUUGGACAUGUAAAAGUCGGAGAAUUUUUAGGUCAAAAUAUUGAUCCCACUAUAGAAGAAUACCCGCAUUGGUUGAGUUUAGUUGAUCAUAUGAAAGUUAAAGCAUUUGUCGAACUAACAAUUACAAAAACCGUACGCGAAGGAUUACAUCAUUUAAUUAGAAUAUCUGGAAUGGGAGCGAUGAAACCAAAUACAAUUGUUCUUGGUUUUUACGACGAAGAAGCUCCGGUAGACUUCUUUAAAAAUUCUCCAUAUGCGACAGACUUAUUUGAAAAUGUCUCAGCAUUACCAAAUAGCAAUGUAUUUCCGUUGAGACAAACAAAUGCAGAAAAAUUUUUAGAUCCUAUACAAUAUGUGGGGAUGUGUUCAGACGUUUUGAAAAUGAAGAAAAAUUUAUGCUUAUGCAGAAAUUUCCAUAUGUUAAAUAAAUCGCAAAUAACAAAGAAUUCUUCCUUGAAAUAUAUUGACGUAUGGCCUGUGAACUUUUUCCAACCAACAGAUCAAGAUCCAUUCGAUACAACAUCAUUGUUUAUGCUUCAACUUGCAUGUAUCAUUAAUAUGGUACCCGUUUGGAAAAAUUUGCAUCUUAGAGUAUUUCAUUGUGAAAUUUCAGAUAGCAAUGCAAGUUUGAGUAUUUCAGACUCGCAAAAUUCGAUUAGCGAACAUCCAAAAAUAUCUAACGAGCAUCGCAUUAAAAAGUUGUUAAAUAUGUUGAGAAUAUCUGCAUCUAUCAAGAAAAUUCCUGAUUGGGGAACACAAGUACGUGGGUUACAAGGUAGAUCACUUAUGGAAUCAAGUGUGGAAAAUCAAUAUGAAUCAAGCACUGAAAGCAAUGAAAACGUAUUAAGCAACAUAUCACGUACUUAUAUUUUAAGUGUAAAUCAAUUAAUUCGGCAACAUUCUUCUCAAACUGCGACAACGUUUAUUUAUUUACCUGCUCCACCAGCAUCAAAUAGCUGGGAUGAAAAUACAAUGUAUCGGCAAUACCUUCAAUUGUUGACAGAAUUAACGGCAGAUUUACCACCUAUAGUAUUAGUACACGGUGUUAGUGCUGUUACAUCAACAACAUUAUAACGAUAUGUAUAUGUAUAUACAUACAUAUAAUUUUACAAAAGAAAGUAUUAUUUAGUGAUUAAUUUAUGUGGCUGUAAGUUAUUAUUAUGUGAUUUAUGCUUUUAAUUGUUAAAUGCAUUGACAUCUAAAUCAAAAAAAUAUUAGGAAUAUUUGAUUUUACAGUUCUUUUUUAUUACCAAGCUUGACUUAAUAAUUCAACAAUAAUAAUGCUUUCUUAUUGUAAUAAGACAAUUUUAAUCUUAUAUCAAAUAUAUAGUUUAUUACUGUGAUAACGAACUUAUCCUAUAAGAGAUUCCCAGAAGUACAUAUUUUUUAAAUACAUAAUAUAUAUUUACUGAAGCACAUGUAAACUGUAUCCUAACACACUCAUACAUGAAACUAUUUCUAUACCAGUUUUUUGUAUCACAUUUAAUAGCAAAAUAAAGUUGUUAGAUGUAGUAAAAGCGAA
Molecule: messenger RNA, 3301 nt
Organism: Osmia lignaria (orchard mason bee)
Lineage: Eukaryota; Metazoa; Arthropoda; Insecta; Hymenoptera; Megachilidae
Source: RefSeq, a predicted model, not a curated record